This is a messenger RNA of Thamnophis elegans (Western terrestrial garter snake), 4667 nucleotides long. It is a transcript of the gene PTGER4, whose product is annotated as prostaglandin E receptor 4. The transcript has 2 exons. Gene Ontology annotation, molecular function: prostaglandin E receptor activity. The record is from RefSeq and is a predicted model, not a curated record. NCBI's taxonomy places the organism in Eukaryota, Metazoa, Chordata, Lepidosauria, Squamata, Natricidae. Gene Ontology annotation, cellular component: plasma membrane. The coding region runs from base 873 to 2276 and encodes 467 amino acids. Gene Ontology annotation, biological process: inflammatory response; cellular response to prostaglandin E stimulus; positive regulation of cytosolic calcium ion concentration.
UAGGCGGAGCCCGGCGAGCCUCCCGGGCUGAGAAAUUGGAAGGAGCGAAGUUGCGAACGCUCCGAGGAGUGAGUAAAGCGCCGCGCUCGGAGGAAGUAGCGGCACAUGAUUGGAGCGGGAAGAGGGGCUGAGUUGGGGCAUCCUCGGCAUCCCCCGGGUGAUCUUCGGGCCCCCGGCUUCCCCAGCUCUUCUCCUAUGGGGAGACGCGAGUGAGAUGUAUCGCUCUGGCGUCCGCUACCAACGCCACCGCCGCGCUGUGAUCGGAGCGCCGGAGAGGACGGAUGAAAUAGUGGCGGAGUCGCCGGAGUCGCCUCCUGCAGCCGACCGGAGGACCCGGGGAAACCGGCGGGCGAUCGGGUCCCGCGAAACUUUCGGAUCGGGGUGGCUUCGCGAAGCCCCGGGACGAAGAAGAAAUCUAUGGGACUUGUUGGUCUGCUCGCAGAUAGAUAGAUGUCCUCGCUCCGGGAUCUGAAAAAGGCAGGCAAACGGCUACUUUUAUCAGAAGACGUGCGGGAAGCCCUAACUGUGGCCAAAAGGGGUCCGAGUUUUAAACUGAAGAACAGAAGGUCAGACAACCCCCAAAAUCAGGGCGGAAAACCCACCCGCAAGUCUCUCUAUCUUCCUGACCUGCAGAAUUAUUUCUGAGGCAUUGGGGCUCCUGUCUUCUCCCCACCGUUCUGAAAUAAGAAUAACUCCCCAACUCCUUUUCCAUCUCUUCUCUUCCUCCCUCUGAAAUGUAGGGUUUUUUUUUCUUUCCCUUAUGUUGGCUGCCUUCUUGUUUCCCUUCCUCUCCGAACUGAACUUUAGCACUCUUGACCCUCCUAGUUUAUCCACGUCGCUUUCUUGCUUUUUCUUCUCGGGUUUUUUUUGCCAUGGCAUUGAACUCCACCAUGAUCCCCGCUACCAACGGCUCCUCUAAUGGGACAGGUGGGCUGCCUGAGAACAGCAAGCCCCUGACCAUCCCCAUGGUCAUGUUCAUUUUCGGAGUGGUGGGGAACCUCGUGGCCAUCGUGGUUCUUUGCAAGUCCAGGAAGGAGCAGAAGGAGACAACCUUCUACACGCUGGUCUGUGGAUUGGCUGUCACCGACCUCUUGGGGACUUGCCUGGUCAGUCCGGUGACUAUUGCUACAUAUCUGAAACAGGAAUGGCCUGGUGGCCAACCCCUAUGUGAAUACAGCAGCUUCAUCCUCCUCUUUUUUGGCCUGUCCGGACUCAGCAUCAUUUGCGCCAUGUCCAUAGAGAGGUACCUGGCCAUCAAUCAUGCCUACUUCUACAGCCAUUACGUGGAUAAGAAACUGGCGGCGCUCACUCUUUUCGCAAUCUACGUUUCCAAUGUCCUCUUCUGUGCCAUGCCAAACAUGGGUUUAGGGAAGACAAAGCUCCAGUACCCGUACACCUGGUGCUUCAUAGACUGGCAGACAAACAUAUCCAGCCAUGCUGCUUUCUCCUACAUGUAUGCCGGCUUCAGCUCCUUCCUCAUUAUGGUCACGGUGGUAUCCAACAUCUUGGUGUGCAUGGCCCUGAUCCGCAUGCACAGGCAAUUUAUGCGUCGAACUUCCCUGGGGACAGACCACGCCACUAACCGCGUGUCAGACUUUCGCCGGCGCAGGAGCUUCCGGCGCAUGGCCGGUGCAGAAAUCCAGAUGGUCAUCUUGCUCAUUGCCACUUCCUUGGUCGUAGUGAUUUGUUCCAUUCCUCUAGUGGUCCGGGUCUUUGUGAAUCAACUGUACCGUCCAGCUAUAAUAACAGAAAUCCAACAGAACCCAGAUUUGCAAGCUAUCCGUAUAGCUUCGGUGAACCCCAUCUUGGAUCCAUGGGUCUACAUUCUGUUGCGCAAGACAGUCUUGAGCAAAGCCAUUGAGAAGGUCAAGUGUCUUUUCUGCCGCAUUGGUGGGGCCCGGAGACAGCACGCAGGUAACAACUGCCACCGGAACUCCUCUGUCACAGCCAGCCAUUCGCCCUCCUUCAUCUCCCGAGAGCUGAGGGAGAUCAGUAGCACUUCACAGACUCUGCUCUACCCACUGGAGCCAAGUGAAAGGACGGUCAGCGACCGAAUGCUGUUACCAGGAACCAGCAGCUGCCUGGCUCAGUCGGAUACUACAUCUAUAAGGACCUUAAGGAGUUCAAAAACCUCAGAGUCCUCUCAGGGGCAAGAGUGUGAGAAUGCCUUUUUGGUGACUGAACUGAAGCCUAGUGAUAGAAGCACUCCGAAAGGCAGCUCCCUUCAAGUCACUUUUCCCAGCGAAACUCUGGACUUGUCGGAGAAGUGCAUCUAAGCAGUGGGAAGAAGUUAAGAGACAAUUUGGUCCUUAAGUAAAGCGGGGAGGAACUGACACAAUAGACAUGUCAAAUGCCCAUCUUUGCCGUCCAUUGUUGACCUAGCUAAGGCAUACACCUGAAGCUUAUCUGGAUUUCCCCGUCCUAAGCUUGAGGUUGAAAUAGCCAUUUAAGGCAAGAUAGACUUGGAAAUGUGCAUCAGGCAGGAAUCCAUGGGAGACGUUGAACUAGUCACCAUCAGAGUUUAAGCAUCUCGAUUUGCACCUCCCUCAACGUUGGUUCCAAGGUGCAGCUGCUGGAGCUUUCCUGUUAUGUGAUAAGCACACGUUUCUGCAGGGAUUUAUUACCCCUAGAGAUUCAUCCUCUGCCAUCAAACCCCGCCAAAGCAACAGAGGAAUGUAAUGGUGUCUGAAGCACAGGCUGAUGCUUGUUGCCUUACCUUGCCCUGGGAGAUAGGACUGUUUUCACAAAGUUUGUGUUGGAAAAAGUCACCAAUCUUCUCCAUCUGAACAUGGCAGAAGCAUACUUAUUCCACUCCAAACUCCCCUCUUGGCUUCAUAGUUCAGAGAGAUUUAAUUAUAAGAUAGUUGCCAAUGGAGGAAGAAACUGGUCCAGUUGUUAUGGAACGGAAAAAUCUCUCUAUUGUGUGAAAAAAAUGUGAAUUUUUCCGGCUGAAAUGUUGUGACUGACUGUAUUUAAGGAAUGUAUAUUCUUCUCUGUGAGAAGGUUAAUUAUUAAUAUAAAGUAUAGGAAAAAAAGGUAAUAUGGUCAGGUCCUCUUUUCUUAAUGUAUGUGGUUAGCAUUAGAUUUUUUUUAAAAUUUGCAGACUCAAGAGGCCAGACUAGAGCUGAUUGAUAAGACAAGAGCUGAGGAAUCUAGAAUGACAUGGGAAAACGUUUCGAUGCCACUAUAGGAAUAAUAAAAGCUUUAUGUUUUUAAAAUGCUUCUCAUAUUUUCUUAAGUCUCCUUUUGAGUGGAGCUUGACUCUUUAUGACUUCAUGGAGAGAGCUAUGGAAAUGCACAUCCUUAAAAAGAAAUAAAAAUGACUGUAUGUGCUGUGAAUUUCCCUUCAAAAUGCAAGUCGUUCCUAGCUAAGCUAAUAAUGCAGUUCUGUUAACAUCUGGUGUGCAUGGAUGCCACACUGAGGCUUUACUUAGAAGUACAUUCCACAAUUACCGUAACAAUUCUUGCUGAUUUAGGCACUUCUUCACAUGUGUGCAAGUCAAAAAACAUGCAUCCAUAGUCAACAUCCUCUCUGCCUAAUUCUAAAUGUGUUUGCUCAGAGAUAUUUCAGAAAUUAGUUCAAGAAAGCAUCCUAAAAGACCAUAAUCUAAGGGUUACCUUAGAUUAAGGUAACUUAACUUUACAGCCUCUGCUGUUUGUGUACUUAUGGCAACCCCAGUCCAUUACGAAUGUUAACACAUAUUCAAAUGAGUAUAACAUCACGCUUUGCUUUAUCAGUGUCCAUAUAGGAAUUGGCAGCUGUACAAUACAUGGCAUUACCAUUCUUAUAAACAUCCUGUUGAAAAUUUUUUCUUAUCUGCUAUACAGUCCACUCUAUUUAUAUGACGAUAUGAUUGCCAAAUGCUUACGUGAGCAAUAUUUUUCCAUUUAUGUUGGUUACGGUUGCAACCAGUCUGCCCCAGCCUGUAUGGAACUGAUAAAAGAUUUGCAAACAGCCAAGCUUCAUUGGCUUAGAAUUCUGGGGGUCAUAUAUCCGAGGCAUCUGGAGGUGGGAUUGCUAUAGAAGAAAUGGAGAAAUGCAGGAAACUCCAAACAUGUUUAUUGUACACAGCGAUGUGCGAGGUAUUCUAGAGAUGGUUGUUGAUCGUUUGUGAUUCGGAAUGCAUGUUGCAAUUAUCCAUUUUCAGUUGUAAUGAAUUUGGAGCAUGAGAAAAAUACCACACUGUUGUUUUUGUGGCCUUUCAGUUAUUUCUGACAUUUGUUACAGGAAAUAUUGUAGUUUGCACUAAUGCUUUUGGAAUAAAGAGAGACUAUGUUUUUAAAAAACCAAUUUAAUUGAUUUGGGCUCUAGAACUGAAAGAAAAAGCAACUACUGUGGUGUGGUCUAUUUAUUAAAAACAAUGACAGGUAAGAUUAGGAAAAACAUUAGCCUUAAAGUUUCUCUCCAUUAAAAAAAAAAUCUCUAAAGCCACUGGAAAUUUAUGUUUUCAAAUGCUAUGUUCAAAGGAUUAGAUUUUUGUGUUCCAGUAUUAUUAUUCUGUAUUGAUGUUCAAGGUCUGGUUUUUGUCAAGGAAAAAGCACAUUGUGUUGCUUAUUGUGGUUUUCAUGUAAAUUGCUUUCUAUUGGAAUCAGAAUUUUGAGCCUGAAUUUCAGAGACGGCUUAUGAAGCUGGCUCUCCUGGCACAAACCUUUUUUGGAAAUCAUUA